Spinacia oleracea (spinach) is the source of this 1515-nucleotide messenger RNA. RefSeq lists its product as uncharacterized. The transcript is spliced from 6 exons. Gene Ontology annotation, molecular function: zinc ion binding. The coding region runs from base 116 to 514 and encodes 132 amino acids. Gene Ontology annotation, biological process: double-strand break repair via homologous recombination. NCBI's taxonomy places the organism in Eukaryota, Viridiplantae, Streptophyta, Magnoliopsida, Caryophyllales, Amaranthaceae. Gene Ontology annotation, cellular component: Shu complex. The record is from RefSeq and is a predicted model, not a curated record.
ACCGUAAGUCAGUAAAUGAGUGAAAACACCCGACUAUGAACCGAACCAAAGCGUAGUCAUCGUCGCUCUGACGCUCAGGUUGCUCACCCUCUCAAGAAAAAUACAUUUGACGAAGAUGAGGUCAACUACAAUGGUGGCUGAAGCAGUAUGGAAGAACAUCGAGUCUAACCAUUCAGUGACUGAUGAUCAACUGGGAGUGUUGAAUUUUUUGUUCGGGAAGAAUUUUGAGCGGGCUACAAGGAUUGUGGAUCAACAAGGUGUCAAAAGACUCUCUGGCGAACCCAGUGGCCGCUCCAUUUUUCAGGUUGUUGGAGAAUCGCGGAAGAGAGAAGAAUAUUUAUGUUUUGCUGAGAACUACUGUGGAUGCUACUCAUUUUUCUAUGAUAUAGUGAAUAGAGGGGAGCAACUUUGUUGUAAGCACCAGUUGGCUGCGAGAUUAGCUGAGUCUUUAGGAGCGUGUAUAGAAGUCAAGUUAUCUGAUGAAGAGCUUGCAAUGUUGCUAUCAAAACUGUGACAGCAGAAGUUGUUAAUCGGAGAUGGGAACGCUGGAGCAGGUCAUUGUGUGUCUCCUGGGUAGUUAGUACUUAAGGUAAUGUUUUCAUUUUUUCAGUUGUGUGGUGGAUUCUGGAGACUAUAGGAGGCAAUCAGACCUAGUUACUUGCGGCCCUGCAAUCCAGUAUGCUCCCUUAUGGAAUGUGCGACUGAGCAGUGUGCCUAUAUAUUUGCUAAAUCGUACGGGGUUUCCUGUUCACAAUCCUAAACAUAAUAUGCAUUUGCAUUGUUAUUGAACUGCUCAAUUGAUUAGUCUUCAGGGGCUCAUAUCAUGGAAAUAUGAGUUUUAAAGGUCUGUUUUUCAUCAACUUAGCUCGUAAAACUGUUCCUACCAUCAUCAUCGUCUGCAACAGAGUUAUUUACUUUGGGGUACAUAUGUAUGAUCAGUGUUCAGUAACUUGCAUAAGUAUCAAUAUACAUAUUUCCCGAGUGGUGGAGAUUACAAUAAUGACUACAGACACGGUCGUGGAACUGUUUGAUCAGUAUUUGGUGAAGAAGAACCAACAGGCAACAGCUAGGUCUUCAGUUUCACAGCCUACAGUUGCAUACUCAGAUUACUCCCAUUACUGUUGAAUCUAGAGGGUAUUUAGAGGGACAGAUCCACUACCGAGUACCGAGCGCAAGUCAUCAUAGAAAGGCGAAACCAUUUGAUGCGGGAAAUAGUUCAACAUAUGCACAAGUACCAGAACUAGUAAAGGUGUAGAGGAGGGUGUAGUCCAGAGUUCCAGACCUACCAGUGUACCUCUGACAGUGUAAAUAAAGACAUCUAUUAUCGUUACAGAAAUACAUUGUUCGUCCAAGAGGGAGAUUUUCAUUACCAUUUACCAAACAAAAUGUAUGAACAAUGACAGUAGAGAGAGUUGAUACAGGGAUAUAGUAAAGAUAGCCAAAUCUAUCUAUCUAUCUAUCUAUCUUCUAUAAUAAUAAUAAUAAUUAAUUAAUAAUAAUUAACUAUUACUUUAA